CAGCCGUCUCCUCCGGGGCGAGAAGGAGAGAGAGAGAGAGUCUCCAUUUUGAAACCCACAGCCUGGCCGGGUCGGUCUGGUAAAGAAAGGCAGCCGCGAUGGUGAAGCUCUUCAUCGGCAACCUGUCCCAGUGCACCACGGCGGACGAGCUGCGGCCGCUCUUCUCCCAGUAUGGGAAGGUCAAGGAGUGCGACGUGGUCAAGAACUUCGGCUUCGUGCACAUGGACAGCAAGGAGGAGGCGGAGGAGGCGAUUCGCAACCUGCACCACUACGAACUGAACGGGCAGCCCAUGAACGUGGAGAUCAGCCGCAGCAAGACCAAGGCUUCCACCAAGCUCCACGUGGGCAACAUCAACAGCAGCUGCACCAACCAGGAGCUGCGCGCCAAGUUCGAGGAGUACGGGCCCGUGAUCGAGUGCGACAUCGUGAAGGAGUACGCCUUCGUGCACAUGGAGAGAGUGGAGGAUGCCAUGGAGGCGAUCAAAGGGCUGGACAACACCGCGUUUCAAGAUUUUGGCCAAAAGAGAUCUCGGAAGCGCAGCCGCUGGAACGACGAGACCCCGGAUCAGAAGACUGUGAUUCCCGGAAUGCCGACGGUCAUUCCUCCAGGACUGAGCCGGGAACAGGAGAGAGCUUAUAUAGUCCAACUGCAGAUCGAAGACCUGACUCGUAAACUGCGUACAGGAGACCUGGGAAUCCCUCCUAACCCUGAGGACAGAUCCCCGUCUCCGGAGCCCAUCUAUAACAGCGAGGGCAAGCGCUUGAACACGAGGGAGUAUCGCACACGCAAGAAGCUGGAGGAGGAGAGGCACCUGAUGAUCCAGGAGAUGGUCGCCCUCAACCCAGAGUUCAAACCACCUGCCGAUUACAAACCGCCAGCCACGCGGGUCAGUGACAAGGUGAUGAUUCCUCAGGAUGAGUACCCCGAGAUCAACUUCGUGGGGCUGCUCAUUGGACCCAGAGGUAACACGCUGAAGAACAUUGAGAAGGAGUGCACAGCCAAGAUCAUGAUCCGAGGGAAGGGCUCGGUGAAGGAGGGGAAGGUGGGCCGCAAGGACGGGCAGAUGCUUCCUGGAGAGGAUGAGCCUCUGCACGCCCUCGUCACUGCCAACACCAUGGAGAACGUCAAGAAGGCAGUGGAGCAGAUUCGUAACAUCCUGAAGCAGGGGAUCGAGACGCCGGAGGAUCAGAAUGACUUGCGGAAGAUGCAGCUGCGAGAGCUGGCCCGGCUCAACGGCACGCUGCGCGAGGACGACAACAGGAUCCUGAGGCCCUGGCAAAGUUCGGAGCCCCGCAGCAUCACCAAUGCCACCGUCUGCACCAAGUGUGGAGGCGCCGGCCACAUCUCCUCCGACUGCAAGUUCACCAGCUCUUUCGCCCCCAGGCAGGGAGACCCCCAGUCUGCCCAGGACAAGGCGCGCAUGGACAAGGAGUACCUGUCUCUGAUGGCUGAGCUGGGGGAGGCACCCGUCCCCUCCUCCACUGGGGGGGGCUCCAACAACCACCAUCAAGGCAGGAACUCUGGACCAGGCAACAACCAGGGCCAGCAGAACCGCCCCCCCUGGAUGAACUCCGGCCACUCUGAGAACCGUCCUUACCAGGGGAUGCACGGAGGGGGUCAUAGCGGGCAUGGGGGUCACCACGGCUUCCCUCCCCCCAUGUCCAACAUGCACCCCAACAACGGGCCCCCUCCCCCCUGGAUGCAGCCCCCACCGCCGCCAAUGAACCAGGGGCAUGGACCUCAUGGGCACCACCACAUGGGUCUGCUGCCUCCACCAAUGGGAAUGUUACCACCGCCCCCUCCUCCACCCAAUAGCCAGCCUCCGCCUCCUCCAUCAGCACCACUGCUGCCAUGGCAACAGCAGCAAGCCCCACCUCCUCCACCCACCAGCAGCAUGGCAACCAGUACACCACUGCCAUGGCAACAGAACACCAUCACCACCUCCUCUCCUGGCUCUGGAACCCUCCCUCCCUGGCAGCAGCAACAGCAGCAGGGCUCCUCUGCGGGCUCCUCCGCACAGCCCCCUCCCCCCAUGGGCAACCCCUCAAUGGUGCCCCCUCCUCCCGGGGUGCAGCCCCCCCUGCCUCCCGGCGCGCCCCCUCCCCCCCCCCCCACCUCCUCCCGGCUCUGCCGGCAUGAUGUACGCACCCCCUCCGCCUCCCCCUCCCAUGGAUCCCUCCAACUUUGUUACCAUGAUGGGCAUGGGUGUCCCAGGCAUGCCCCCCUUUGGGAUGCCUGCGCCCCCUCCUCCCCCUCCUCAGAGCUAAAGCGACCCCCCCCUAGCUGUAGCAGUAGGAGGCUCCUCCAUUCUGACCCGGCAGCAGCAGCAGCCUUAAUCUCACCUCACACCAGUCAACACAUUUAAUCCGGGAUUCAUGUUCCAAGUAUUUUAUUAUUUUUUUUUUAAUAUAUAUAUAAACUGUUUCCUUGGAUAUGCAUAUUAACCGGUCAUUCGCUUUUAAAAACGUUCCCAAUAUGAUGUGGCCACUUCUUUUCUCUACAUACACACAGCUGUGAGCUUUGCUACACCUGUAGAGUUAAGGAUUUUUCUGUACGAUCUCUUUCUUGAAUGCAUUCAUCUAUGGCUUUCUGUUUGUGUUAGAACACCAGGAUUUAAUUUGUGGGUUGUUGUUUUUUUUUCUCUUGUUGAAUGAAUGGAUCAGAUGUGUUUGUGUUGACCUUUUUUAAUGCAGAAACGAGUUGGCUUCUUUUUUUUUCUCCUCUAGCUCUGAUUUCCAUUCUUAAGUCCUGAUUCAGCUUUAACAUCAAGCCAUGUUUAAUACAUUCAGGGCUGGUCUAAUCCGUUCUCCAUGCUCCCCCAGUUAUCGGUACAGACAAGGAACACCUUCAAUAGUGGAGGGAAGUGCUUCAUUGUAAAGCCAUUCUCACACCAGGCAACUUUUUCCAGCUGCAAGUUGUGAGGAUUUAAGCCAUUCUUGACAAGCAGCACAAAUAACCCAUUCAUAUGUUAUGGCUUGAACCAUUCACAAUGAAAACUACUUCACUGUCACUUGCAGAAAGUUUAACAGCUGUUGCACAAAGCCUGUAGCACCAGAUCAAAGUAAGGGCAGUCCUGAAAUGGGAGUGUGUGUGUGUGGAAGAGAGGUUUGUUCAGCUUUCUUACGGGACUCUAAAUUAAACUCUGCCCGCUUUCAGCUGCUUGGUGUACAAAAUAAUGAAGAGCUUCUUCUGUGAAGCAGCAACAGUCUUCUCUCCCAGCCAUUAGUGCUAUAGUGACCUCCCCACCUCCCAGCUAAUGAAUGCAGAAUGGAGAUCAUUUUAAUUCGCAAUAGUACAUAACAUUACAGAUUUAUCAAACUUGGCUGGGGGUACCCCAUCCCUGACUUUUGGACAACUUGAUAUAUUUAGUGCUGAACCAGAAUGAAAUAAACAUGCAAAGUGGCUGGAGCUGGGAACUAGUGUCUUGGUUUCAAAUCCCUUUUCAGUUUGCUGAGUGGAAGCAGAGCCCACUUCACCAUUUUUUUUUUUUUUUUUUUAAAUAGAAAAUUAAAACUAUUAAGAUUGAACUGUUUUGAAGUUUAACAGAUUGGAUUAAAAGAAAAAGCUUGUGGCAUAAAUGUCUUUUUUUGUAUUUUAAUUUAACAGUACGCGAUGUAAUGACUGCCUUUUUGUAUGAAGUGUAAAUACCUCUAAACGUUUAAGAUCGCUUGUCCUACAACCCCCAUCCUCCAUAGACACUUUUCUUCUAGAGUCUAUUCCCAUAGAAACUAGAAAAAUAUUGAUACUUUGAGGAGUUGCCUGACAUCGGUGUAUACUAGAAUAUUUCUGAUUUGAAAAAAACGCUUCUAAAACAUUGCUUAAUUCAUAAAUGCUGGCUUAUGUUUUUUUAAUGAUCUUUUUGUAGGUUGUGGUCAGGACUUGUUCUGCCUUACCUCCCUAUCAGCAAGUCCUGCUCCUUGUGUCUGCGGAGGGAGGUCGUGCAGUGGCUUGUCUGCUCAUUGGUCUGUUUGCUUCAUCAUUAAGUUCUCCUUUCUUCGGUGUUUCAUGCCUGCAAUCAGUUACGUGCGCACCAGGUCUCAACAUGUCCCUUUCAGUGCUUCCUUUUUAUUUUAAUUGCUUGCCUGCUCUUGCGAGAUGACUUUUUCUCUCUAAAGAUUGCUUUUUGUUUCUGUAACUUUGAAAAUAAAGGGGAGGAUACAUUUACAAA
Polyodon spathula (Mississippi paddlefish) is the source of this 4169-nucleotide messenger RNA. Its product is annotated as splicing factor 1-like. Bases 99 to 2366 code for a protein of 755 amino acids. Gene Ontology annotation, biological process: regulation of mRNA splicing, via spliceosome. Gene Ontology annotation, molecular function: zinc ion binding; mRNA binding. The record is from RefSeq and is a predicted model, not a curated record. Lineage: Eukaryota; Metazoa; Chordata; Actinopteri; Acipenseriformes; Polyodontidae. Gene Ontology annotation, cellular component: cytosol; nucleus. The transcript has 13 exons.